UAUAUAAAAACAUCAGAGAUUUACGCGGUGCAAUCUCAAUGAAACAGUAGCGAGUAAACGCUUUAUCUUAAUUAAAAUAAACAAAACAAUACAAUAAAAAUAAAAUAAAAAAUAAAGUCAAGUCACCGUCAAAGCCAAAUCCGCUUACCGCGUUCACACCUUCACGCGCUUCCUUUCUUCGUCGUCCUUUUGCUUCUUCUCUGUAUAUUUUUCACGAACGCAGACAAACAAACCUUUUUUUAUAAAUCGUCUGAAACCAAACUCGAAACAAUUUAAACUCAAUCUUUGUCUUCCAACUUCAAACACUAAAAGCUUUUGAUUUCACAUCUAAUCUUAUUAUCUUAAAACAAGUCAAACACUUUUCAAACCAAAAAAAAAUCCGUCAAACAGCUGAAAAAUUAAAUAUAAAUUUUCAUUUUUUCUUCCCUUUAAUGGAAAUCUCUGCUUUCCCAUUUCCAUACCUACAAGACGACGAGUGUUCCCAUUUCCUCGGUCUAUUUCAAGACAUGGACUCUUCUCCUUUCGGGUUAGAAGGUUUUGGUAACAACGACCACACUAGUAAUCCCAAGAAACGCCAAAGGAAGGACGACGAAGGCGAAGAAGGAGGAGGAGGAGCUGUGAAUGGUGGUGUUAAUAGUAAGGCUGCGUUCGGAGAUAUACUCGCCACGAUUCUCUUGCUAGACGAGGAAGCUAAACAGCAAUCAGAGCAGUGGGAUUUUGAAUCUAAUCAGGACAAGUCUCUUCUUGAAGCUAAUCACAAUAAGAAAGUUAAAACAAUGGAUGGUUAUUACAACCAGUUACAAGGUCAUUACUCUGCUCCUGGUGAACCCGACGGUGCUGCCCGUUCUAAACGCGCACGUAAAACCGCUGUUGCCGCUGCUGUUUCCGCUGUAGCUGACACGACCGUUACGGCUGCUCCUGUUCCGGCCGCAGAUGUAGCGAGCGGCUCCGGGUCAGGUCCGAGUCAUAGGAGAUUGUGGGUUAAGGAACGGACUACGGACUGGUGGGACAGAGUGAGCCGGCCUGAUUUUCCGGAGGACGAGUUCCGGCGAGAGUUUCGGAUGAGCAAAUCGACGUUUAAUCUAAUAUGCGAGGAGCUAGACACGACGGUGACGAAGAAAAACACGAUGCUUAGAGACGCGAUCCCUGCUCCAAAACGCGUCGGCGUUUGCGUUUGGCGUUUAGCUACGGGAGCUCCACUUCGCCACGUGUCCGAGCGUUUCGGUCUGGGAAUCUCGACUUGCCACAAGCUGGUCAUCGAAGUCUGCCGCGCGAUCUACGACGUCCUUAUGCCCAAGUAUCUCCGGUGGCCGUCGGAUUCGGAGAUCAACUCCACGAAAUCUAAAUUCGAAUCUAUCCACAAAAUACCAAACGUCGUCGGAUCAAUCUACACCACGCAUAUCCCGAUCAUCGCUCCGAAGGUACACGUGGCGGCGUAUUUCAACAAGAGGCACACAGAGAGGAACCAGAAGACGUCGUACUCGAUAACCGUACAAGGAGUGGUCAACGCCGACGGGAUCUUCACCGACGUCUGCAUCGGAAACCCGGGAUCUCUGACGGACGAUCAGAUCCUGGAGAAAUCUUCGCUUUCACGGCAGCGAGCGGCGCGUGGGAUGCUACGAGACAGCUGGAUCGUCGGAAACUCGGGGUUCCCGUUGACCGACUGGCUUCUUGUGCCGUACGCUAGACAGAAUCUGACGUGGACGCAGCACGCGUUCAACGAGAGCAUCGGAGAGAUUCAGGGGAUUGCGACGGAGGCGUUUGAAAGGCUCAAAGGACGGUGGGCUUGUUUGCAGAAACGGACGGAGGUGAAGCUUCAAGAUCUGCCCUACGUUCUUGGAGCUUGCUGUGUGUUGCAUAACAUCUGUGAGAUGAGGAACGAGGAGAUGUCGCCAAGGCUGAAGUUCGAGGUGUUCGAUGACGUGGCGGUGCCGGAGAAUAAUAUACGAUCAGCGAGUGCGGUUAACACGAGGGAUCAUAUCUCUCACAAUCUCUUGCAUCGUGGACUCGCCGGCACAAGAACUCUCUAGACUCUGUUUUGGAAACUGAUUCAUUUUAUUAUUGCAAAUUCUUUUUUCGAAACUAGGAAUAAAAACAUUUUAGAGAUUUGGAUACAGAAGCAUAGAGGAAUUUGAGUUUAGAAUUGGCAGAUGAUAUUGUUUGUGUAACUUAUUAGCAUUGUGUAAUCUUUUUAGUUCAUGUAUUUUUUCUAUAUACAAUUGAAUUUGAACAACAUCAUCUAUAGAUAUAAGCUCUGUUUCUUUCAA
This is a messenger RNA of Capsella rubella, 2267 nucleotides long. RefSeq names its product protein ALP1-like. The coding region runs from base 432 to 2030 and encodes 532 amino acids. The transcript has a single exon. Lineage: Eukaryota; Viridiplantae; Streptophyta; Magnoliopsida; Brassicales; Brassicaceae. The record is from RefSeq and is a predicted model, not a curated record.